Molecule: messenger RNA, 1080 nt
Organism: Penicillium pulvis
Lineage: Eukaryota; Fungi; Ascomycota; Eurotiomycetes; Eurotiales; Aspergillaceae
Product: ferritin-like domain-containing protein
Exons: 5
Coding region: 1-1080 (359 amino acids)
Source: RefSeq, a predicted model, not a curated record
AUGAAGGUCACCAAUGUUGUUCUGGCUGGUGCUGCCGUCGGUCUUUCCACGGCCAACCCAGUCAACAAGCGUGCAAUAAGCGAUGCUGAUAUCCUGAACUACGCUUUGACGCUCGAGCAUCUCGAGGCCUCCUUCUACCAGGAAGGUCUCCAGAACUACACCCAAGCGGACUUUGUGAACGCUGGCUACAUGGACCCCUUCUAUGCCAACCUCAUGGAAGUUGCUUCUGAUGAGCAGACCCACGUGAGCUUCCUGACUCAGGCUCUGACAGCCGCUGGUGCAUCCCCAGUCGCGGCCUGCAACUACACUUUCCCAUCCACCGAUGUGAAGAGCUUCCUUGCUCUUGCCAGUGUCUUGGAGGGCGUCGGAGUCAGCGCUUACCUUGGUGCUGCCAGCAGCAUCAUGGACGCUACCUACCUUACUGCCGCAGGUAGCAUUCUGACCGUCGAAGCACGACACAGCGCAUACCUACGAGCCUACCUGGGCGAGAGUCCAUUUGCCCAGGCCUUCGACAACCCCCUCGACUUCAACGAAGUCUACACCCUUGCCGCGCCCUUCAUCACUGCCUGCCCUUCCACAAACGGAAAGCUCCCCGUGAUGGCAUUCCCUACUCUCACAAUGAGCUCCACAAACACACUGAUGAAUGGAUCUACUGUCCAGCUUACAGCCGGAAGUGGUUUUAACACCUCCAGCACCAACCUGUACGCUGCUUUCAUUACCGUCACUGGUCCCGUUUGGGCCCCCUUGCAGUCCAGUGGUAGUGGCAUGUUCACUGUCACUAUUCCUAGUGGAGUUGCUGGCCAGAGCUAUGUUGUUCUUACACAGGGAAACACCACGGCAACCGACGAUAACAUCGUUGCGGGUCCUGCUAUCGUUGAGAUUGGAAAGGCUAUGGGUGGUGUAGGUAUGUCUGGGUGCUCGUCGUCGAUGACUGCUACCAAGAGUGGUGCAAUGAGCAGCACUUCGGCUACAGCCCCGGCUUCGUCGUCCCCAUUGUACAAUGCCGCUGUCCAGAAGAUGUCUGGUAGUAUGUUUGGCGUUCUGGGUGCGGGUGUACUUGUUGCUGCUGCGCUUGUUUAA